Anopheles cruzii is the source of this 3793-nucleotide messenger RNA. It is a transcript of the gene l(3)80Fg, whose product is annotated as dnaJ homolog subfamily C member 16. The transcript has 6 exons. Lineage: Eukaryota; Metazoa; Arthropoda; Insecta; Diptera; Culicidae. The record is from RefSeq and is a predicted model, not a curated record. The coding region runs from base 333 to 2714 and encodes 793 amino acids.
AGCUGUUGUCAGUAGUUCGCAGGGAAGUUUAUUUCCGUCAGUAUCCGAGGAAAAUCAACCUACUGUCACCCAGCCGUACCACCGAUGGGUGAAAAAAAAUCGGCAAAAAGCGCAUAUACCAGUGCCAGUUAAAAUACAGACAACAGUAAAUUCGCUCUUUCGCGAAUCAUUUUUCAUCUCAAUGUAAUGACUCGCACGCGUGCCUUGCAGUUCCGUUGUGCGAUUUAAGGCCGAGGUAUUUGCACCACGAAUCAGGUGUUUUUUUCGUCAGCAGCAAUUGUCCCGUUGCUAACCAAAGCGCAAACGAGUGAGGAACGAACCCAGUUGGAAAUAUGCGGGCUUGGCGGUGUUCGACCGUGCGUUGGCUGUUUCUGGCUAUCCUGAUAACCGUGGCCAUCGAGGUACAGUGCGCCACCAAAGACCCGUAUACAGCCCUCGGUGUGGAGCGGCGGGCAACGCUGCAAGAAAUCCGACGGGCUUACAAGCAACUGGCUAAAGAAUGGCAUCCCGACAAAACAAAACACCCAGAGGCUGAGAAAAAAUUUGUCGAAAUCAAACAAGCGUACGAACUGUUGUCGGACUCGGAGCGCAGAAAGGCGUACGACCAGUUUGGCAUUACAAAUGAAGAUGCGAUCCUGAACCGGGAACGACCGGAUUACACCGGCUACGGUCGAUUUCAAGACCCGUUCGAGCACUUCUACGGCGCGCACAACUUUAACUUUCAUGAUCAAGAUAUCAGCCUCUACCAUCGGCUUUCAAUUACGGCGAAAUAUUACGAAUCCAACAUCCUGCCGAAAAGUCACCAAACACCACAAAUUCUCAUGUUCUACGCUGACUGGUGCUUCGACUGCAUGAAGGCAGCCAACUCCUUUAAGAAGAUGAUUGACACCCUCGAACCAUAUGGUGUCACGUUCGCUACAAUCAACGCCGGACACGAGCAGCAGCUAGUACGCAAAACGGGCGUACACUCGCUACCGUGCAUAAUUAUGGUGCUCGAUGGGCACAACUACAUUUACCGUGAAAGCGUUUUCAAUGCGCAAAACUUGGUCGACUUCAUUAGGCAGAAGAUGCCGUACAAGCUUCUGGUGCCUGUUACGGAUGACACGAUUGAUGCGUUUCUGGGCGGUUGGUCAGACAAUCGGGUCCGUGCGCUCAUCUUGGAACCGAGGGCGCAGCCCCGUUUGCGCUAUCUAAUAACAGCGUUUUACUUCCGCGACCGCGUUGCUUUCGGAUUUGUGUCGCUCAGCGCCAAAGAUACACGCCGCACGCAGGAACGGUUUAAAAUUCAUCCUAGUCUUGACUCGCUGCUGCUGUUCAACGAGUAUCCGAGCCGCCCUGUUGCCAGUAUAUCCAUGUCGGACAUUCCUUCGCCCACACUAAAUAAUGUGAUAUCCGUCAACAAGUAUCUGGUGUUGCCGCGCCUUUCCUCGCAGCACGUACUGGACGGAGUAUGCCCAGCGGAAUGGAACCGCCCGAGAAAGCGAUUAUGCGUUGUGUUGGUGACGGAAAAUACGAGCCUGCACGACGGUGCCCGUCAGAUGAUGCGUCGUAUGGCUCUUGAAUCGAGCUUCAGCCGUGAGCGUGUACGAUUCGCUUACAUUUACAAGGAAAAGCAAGACGAGUUUAUUGGCACGUUGUCGAAACAUAACCAGCUACAGGAUGCGUUGUUGAAAUUAGUGAUUUUCUGGCGUCGCGAUACUAACCACGUACGGUACGAGUGGAUUCACGAGGUGAUGCUGCAAGUAGAUAAGACUGCCGAGAACGACACUCAGGAUCAGUUCUUCAAUACCACUAAGCAGAAGGUGGACAGUGCUAUCCAGCGGCUGUUGCGUACGUCCGAAGCGCUGAGCUUUGAGGCGGAAGUGAAAGAUCUAAUGGACGAACACGCUCAAAGCUUGGCUGUGCGCGUUUUGAAUCGCGUCUUGUUGGCCAUUGAGUUUAUGACCGACAAUCUCGGCCAGGAGCACAUCUUGCCAGCUGUGUCCGUGGUCGGUACGAUCGCGUUCAUCUUCAUAAUCGGUUACCUUAUGUCCUAUUUGUUGCGCCUCGAGGAAGAAGACAUUCAGUUGAAGCAGGGCAAAAACGUGGACAAUUUAAAUGGUAAAUCGGCUAGCUAUGUUCCGGAGCUGCGAUUGCAUGAGCUCCGGGCAGAAAAGUAUAAUGGUUUAGUGCGUCUGCUGAAACCCGGUUGUCGGACGAUCGUAUUGCUUAGUGAUAUGCAAUCACGACCCAAACUGAUAUCUGCAUUUCACAAAGCCGUAUGGCCAUACAGAAAAAAUAAAACCUUGAUGUUUGCUCAUAUGCUAAUCGAAAAAGGAAUCGGUUGGUAUGCAGAACUAUUACGUCUAUCCCUCUCGGAAUCACGUGAAAUGAAAAUAAAUCCACGAAACUGCAUUGGGACCGUGAUUGCCCUUAAUGGCCACCGCAAAUAUUUCUGCAUGUAUCACGCUAAGCAUCCUGAAUCGAACCGUGGAGCUAAGCGUAUGAUCAAAAUUACUCGCCAUCUGAGCUCCAUGCCUUCGGAUCCGGAAGCAGGCGCCUUUCUGGGCAUGGAGAGCUCAGAUUCCGAAACUUCUAUGUCGGAUGUCUCCGAACCAAAGAUAUUGCUAGAGGAAAAUUUGCUCGACGGUUUGCCGAACUGGCUGGAUCGGUUGUUCGAGGGGACGACACAUCGGUAUUACAUCAACUAUUGGCCCGAUUUCACAUCCAAGUGAGCAGUGCUGCAAAGAAGAAGCCCGACUGUAGCAAAACCGUGGAUCAAGUUAUCCUCUCGUUUUCGUGCCCUUCUUAAAUCACUCACUGGCGAAUGGGCUCGUGCUUCUGUCGCUGAGCUAAAGAAGGUCAACGAAUUUCCGGGAUUGAAAAGGGUGUUCUGUAGAGCUCCUACUUCCAUAUUGACUGCCCUGUUUUCUAAUCCUUCUUCAACUGACCUCUUUUGGUUAUGUUCUAGUCAAUUCUAUUACCAAUAACGUGACACCUCGGGAGUUUGUUUUGAGUAGUGUUGUUUGUUACUUUUAUAAGUAUAUGCUAAGGUAAAAGCAUUCACAAGCUAAACCUAAUAUGUUUUCGUGCGUAAUUGGGUUGGAUUCGAUAUCGUAUGCAAUCAUUGGGUUUAUGUGAGCCUACUUCAAUUCAAUUCAAUUUUCAAAUAAGACAGAAAGGCCUUGAAUCAUUCUCUCGUACUACUCUCGUCUGACUAUUGCCUGGAUUAAGAUAGAGCAUAUUGCAGCCUCUUUUGCCAUUCAAAGCUGACCAAAUAAUAUACGCAUUUAUAAUCAGAUGUUUUAAGGACGUCGAACAGGAAACGCUUGAAAAUCACAAAAGUAGUUCCUGCCACUGUUAUGCAGCGAAUGUGAACCUUCAAUAUCCAACUCAAAAUAACAUCAACCAUCAAUGGAUGCAACUCGCGGACUAGGCAGCUAUGAUUUGAUGCAUUUUGCUAAAAUUAUACUAUCUUCCGUUUUGAACACACGCAGAUAAAUCAAGAACAAAGUAAACUAACAAUAUACUACCUGGUCAACUACAGGCAUUCAUUCUAGCUAAACACUUCGUAAAAAUCAAGAAAAUCGUAUUAACUUCAUCUACAAAUGUCCCUUUCCACUCAAGAAUAGUUUCAUUCUUUUUUACUUCAAAGUUAAGUUUCUCGUUGCACUAGUGAAACGAUCACAAAGCAGCAGCUAUUUUUCAACUGAAAUUGUAAAAAAAAAAUGCGAAACGAUAGUAAUAUUCAACAGUCACUAGUCAUUUACAGAGAAAAAUACAGCUAGUAAAUUAUUCAAAUAGUUCGAUGCCA